Schistocerca nitens (vagrant locust) is the source of this 2402-nucleotide messenger RNA. Its product is annotated as centrosomal protein of 89 kDa-like. NCBI's taxonomy places the organism in Eukaryota, Metazoa, Arthropoda, Insecta, Orthoptera, Acrididae. The record is from RefSeq and is a predicted model, not a curated record. Gene Ontology annotation, cellular component: ciliary transition fiber; centriole. The transcript has 11 exons. Gene Ontology annotation, biological process: cilium assembly; chemical synaptic transmission; mitochondrion organization. The coding region runs from base 193 to 2190 and encodes 665 amino acids.
CAAUCGUUUGUCAGUUGUUUGUUUGUUUAUUUUAAUUCGAAAUGUAUGUUGUUAUGGCUUACUAAUACAAAACCCUGAUUAUUGCAUUUAUAAAAAGUAACAUUAUGGUUACCCGUAAGCGAGGUAUUUGAACAAUAGCUAAUAAGAAAAUAUGAUUCUCGUAUUUCUACCAAAUAUGACUGGCUGCUGGAAAUGCCACCACCAAUUAUUUACACUACUGUCCCCAAUCUACCGCUGUUUUUAAAUGAUAGAAGCUCGUAUGUUGUGGAAAUCUUUAAGACGAAACUGAACCUGGACGAGUACUCCUCGAUGCCACAAUCAUUGGCAGAGGACGAGGUUCCUAAACAAAGCAAACGAAAGACAAAGAGAAGAUGCAGCUCUGCAAACCAGACACAUGAAGAAAGGAGAAAUUCUAGUAGAGAAGAUAGCCCAGUUCGUGAUGUAUCUCCGGGGUGCAACCGGCAUCGACAUCAGAAGCAGAAGCUGCAUAAAGUCAUGGUUCACGCAACUGCUGAAGGACCAUUAUCUCCCACAGCUGGAUCACAGCGCACUCAUGUGGAUGAAAAGCAGUAUGAAGCACUGGUCAAAGAGGUCCAAAGGCUCACAACUGAGAAUCAACAACUGGCACAGAAGGCGGCUAUUACUGAUUCUGGACAUCAGCUAUAUGAAGAAGCCUUUCGCAGGAAGAAUGAGCAAAUAGCAUCUUUACAGGCACGCCUCAGUCGGUAUGAGAAACACAAGCAAGAUUUGGAACGACAGCGAGACUCACUGCGAGAGCAGCUGGAGGAUACUCGCCAAAAAAUGGAGCAGUCAGUUUUUGAAUCUACACAGGCAAAAGAGUCAGAGGACAUUUCCAUGCUGCAGGAGCUGGUGGUCAGGCUCAAUGCAGAGCUUGAACGUUACCAGCAGAAAUUCCACAAGCUAGGUGUGGAAAUACCAUCACAGCGACAAGACACACCACAUCCUCCAAGGGAUGUAUCCCCUGAGACCUGGGCUAAGGUUAGCCAUGGUCUGCUGGGGCCUUUGCUGAAAGCAUACUCAGAAACUAUCCAAGAAAAGGAUGAUCUUGCACGCAGUUAUGAAAAAGACUUGGCACAACUUAAUGCUCAUUGCAGAGACCUUGUUUCAGAAAAUGAGCAGCUGUAUGCUGAACUUGAUGAAACUACUAGAAAGAUGAAUACUGCUGCAGCAGAGGCAAAAAUCCUCCAGCAAGACACUGCUCUUGUACAAGAGCAGAAUGAGUUGCUGACAGGACAGCUUGAUGUACUUAAACAGAAGCUACAAGAGAUCCAUACUACAUAUCAACAGAAAGUUGCAUCAUUGACACAUGACCUGGAGGAAGUCUGUCAGAAAUACCACAGUUGCAGAGGAGAUUUAUUGACAUUACGUGGACAGCACUCUGUGCUGCGAGAGGAAUAUGAUCGCUUGAAAUCUGACCUAGAUGGAAGAGUACCAUUCUCUGUGCACUCUGCAUCUGUGUCCGAGUGUCGUAGGUUGUUUGAAGACCUACGUGCGAGGUAUGAGACUGACCGCCAGCUUCUUAAUUCAAGAGUUCGCGAAUUACAGCAGCAGAUAGGGCAUAUGGAAGGACAAAUCACUCAAGGCCAAGCAGAGAAGGCACGAUUGCAGACUCAGGUUACAACAGCAGAGGCCUCCAUCAGGGAAAUAGAAACCCAGUUAGCAGAAGCACAAGCUGAGUUGGUCACUACCCAGGCAGCACGGGAUGCAGCCAGGCGGCAGCUUAAUAAAGCCAUGAAGUUUGCUGAGGAAUUGGUUGCAGAGCAAGAGUCACUGAUGCGGCAGCUGCAGCGCAAGCAACAGGAGACUCGCUCAAUGGCUGAAAUUGGUUCCACCAUUGUCAGCCGUAUGGGGUCACUUAAAGAUAAGCUUGAGUCAGUCCAGAAAGGAGCAUGGCAGGAACUUGACCACGUUGAACAACGUAUAAGGCAGCAGCAAGAAGGAGUUACACAAAUGAAGCAAGACUAUCAACGUGAGUUAAUGAGAUUACGUACAUUGCUGCAACAAAAGGAAACUAUCAUCAGCCAGCUGCAGUUUGAAAAAAGCAAAGCAGAAGAAAGCCUGGAACUGAUAUGGCAGAAAGGAAACACAGACAACUCCCCAAAAGAUUCCUUGAAACAUGUCAAUUUCCUUCCUGAUACAGAUGAUGCUUUUCAUAAUAGUAACAGUUAGCUGUUAUAGCUCUCAUAAUUAUGCUUUGUUUGUAUCAUAAUAUAGUCAUAAUAAAAAUGUCACAUUCGCUUUUACAUCCUAGUCAUUUUAAGAUUUGUGACAUUCGAGUGAGCAGUUAAGCACAGUGCAUUUUGUUGUGAAAAUCUUAUACCAAAGAAAAUAAGGUUUAUUUAAAUUACUUGUUUACAAAUUUGAAUAUUUCAAGCUCUAUG